Messenger RNA from Penicillium odoratum, 996 nucleotides. RefSeq names its product putative nicotinamide N-methyltransferase. Gene Ontology annotation, molecular function: protein-lysine N-methyltransferase activity. Lineage: Eukaryota; Fungi; Ascomycota; Eurotiomycetes; Eurotiales; Aspergillaceae. Bases 1 to 996 code for a protein of 331 amino acids. The transcript is spliced from 2 exons. Gene Ontology annotation, biological process: peptidyl-lysine dimethylation. The record is from RefSeq and is a predicted model, not a curated record.
AUGCUCCAUUUGAAACUGCAACCACACCCCCGGCGCAAGCCUGAUCUCCAAACCGAAGAAUCAGAAGUCGAGUUUGAUGAAUCUUCCGAGAACAUAUUCGAGUCUUUCUUAGCUCAUAUCUUUCCCGACGAUGCUGCAACUUGGCACGGAGACCCAGGCCAGCACUUCCUCUAUUCCUCUGCCCGCUAUGGCGACCUCGAAAUUACCAUUCCUUCCUACCCGGACCAGACCAAUAAGAACACAGAAAUCGCGACAGCACAAACAACGGAACAAGAUGAUAUCGAUCGCGUCGAUGAUGGAGUUAAGCUACAUGCUCAUUUCCUAUGGAGCGGGGCGCUAGUGAUCGCGGAGGCCGUGGAGAAUGCAGAUAGCCUUGAGACCAAGGGUAUAGCAAUGACCGAUAACAAUACCGAUAUCUGGAACGUGAAAGGGGAAACUGUCAUGGAGCUUGGUGCCGCUGCCGCCCUUCCCUCACUCGUCUGUGCUCUCGCAAAUGCUUCCAGGGUCGUAGCUACCGACCACCCAUUGUCGCCCGCACUUACAGGCACAAUUGCUUAUAAUAUGGACUGCAAUCUACGCAAUCGCCUGCCAUCCCCAUCAACAGACAUCUCGAUCCACCCACACGAAUGGGGCGUAUUGAACGACACAUUCGCUCAGCAAAACAAGGGCAGAUUUACUCGCAUAAUUGCCUCAGAUUGUUUCUUCAUGAGCCUGCAGCAUCCAAAUAUCCUCCGUACCAUGCGAUGGUUUCUGGCGCCUGAGGGUAAAAUAUGGAUUGCGAGCGGAUUUCACACGGGUCGGGCGUGCGUUGCUAAGUUUUUCGAGAGGGCGGUUGAGAAUGGAUUUGAGAUUGAGCGGAUCUUUGAACGGGAUUUGAUUGAACGCGAUCAGAAUGGCAAGGAGAUUAGGAGGGAGUGGCAGCCUGUGCGGAUUGAUGAGGGUCCUGAAAACCGGAGGAGAUGGUGUGUAGUGGCAGUUUUGAAGUGGAAGGAUUAG